AUGUCUCAAGUACCGGUAGAGCAGCAAAAAAAAGCGGCGGCAGCAUCUGCUGCUGUGCAGCAAUCUGACAACAUUGCGCACGCCCUGGCGGGAGCAGGAGGAGGCAUCCUUUCGAUGGUUCUAACCUAUCCCCUUAUUACCUUGUCGACCCGAGCGCAGGUUGAGUCGAAACGCGCCCAAUCGUCAACCCUCGAUGCUGUGCGCCACAUUAUCCAACGAGAAGGAAUCAGCGGGCUAUACUCUGGGUUGAACUCGGCUUUGUUCGGAAUUAGCAUGACCAACUUUGUUUACUAUUACUGGUACGAAUGGACCAGGGCAGCCUUUGAGAAAGCCGCAGAGAAGGCCGGCCGUGCCUCGAAGAAGCUCACCACUGUUGAAUCGAUUAUUGCGGGUGCCAUUGCUGGCAGCGCCACAGUGCUCCUCACAAACCCCAUAUGGGUUGUCAACACCAGGAUGACAGCUCGUCGGUCCGAAGAGAACGAGCAAGGGUUACCGGGCAGUGGGGCAAAGAAAUCUCGAUCCACCAUUCAAACUCUUAUGGACCUGCUUAGACACGAAGGACCCAGUGCCCUGUUUGCGGGUGUGUUGCCAGCACUGGUCUUGGUCAUAAAUCCAAUUCUCCAGUACACUAUCUUUGAACAGUUGAAGAAUGCCUUGGAACGACGCCGGCGAGUCACGCCAACUGAUGCAUUCUAUCUCGGCGCAAUAGGCAAGAUCCUAGCCACUAGCAUCACUUACCCUUAUAUCACUGUGAAGAGUCGCAUGCAUGUGGCUAGCAAGGAUGACCCGCGUCAAACUCUUAAUGGCAGCCUGAAGAAGAUUAUCAAGGAAGAGGGAUAUACAGGUCUUUAUAAAGGUAUUGCACCAAAAGUGACCCAGAGCGCCAUCACGGCUGCAUUCCUCUUCGCUUUCAAAGAUGUCUUGUAUGACACCAUGGUAACUGCUCGAAGACGCGCCGCGAUUCGCAAGUAA
Molecule: messenger RNA, 972 nt
Organism: Talaromyces atroroseus
Lineage: Eukaryota; Fungi; Ascomycota; Eurotiomycetes; Eurotiales; Trichocomaceae
Exons: 3
Coding region: 1-972 (323 amino acids)
Cellular component (GO): peroxisomal membrane
Molecular function (GO): FMN transmembrane transporter activity; NAD transmembrane transporter activity; ATP transmembrane transporter activity
Source: RefSeq, a predicted model, not a curated record